AUGAAUUGUUUCGAAGAGGAAGGCGUGAAAUCUUACAUCAAUGAUCUUAGAGGUGGGCGAGAGGUCCUAGUGGACCACAUUUAUGGCCGGCUCUUGGAAAUGUUGUUCCCCUGGGGGGAGGGCUUCCUGCAUGAGCGGGAAGAUUAUCCCUCCCCAGCCUCACAAAAACAAUCCGAUGUUACCUUGUCAGCAGUUAUCAAUCAGAGGCGAAAGAAAUUGAUUAUAAUCGAGAGCAAGCGAGAGGUCCAGAGAAGCACCACAGGGCCAACAAAGAGAGCUUGGUCGGGAGCCGAGUCGCAGCUCAGAAAAUUUUGUCAAGUUGCAUACAAGGACCAAGGCUCGCUCCCUGAAAAUCUUCCACUGUUUGUAGCUAUUGCUAUAGGCUCACAGAUCAAGUUUGCCGAAUUUUCGCUGCUUGAGAUUCGGGAGGGUAAUCGGACACUUGAAACAUCUCAGCUGCGGUAUUCGACAGGUGCGUUGAGCCUUAUUUCUCCAGAAGGCCAAGCAAAAAUUCAGUUGACGCUCGAAAACCUAAAGGGUCAGAUUGACCUGGUUCUACAAAGUCUUAAGACCCCAGCCACCGAGACUCCGGCCACCGAGGCCCAGGCCAGCAGUAGUUAA
Molecule: messenger RNA, 621 nt
Organism: Penicillium angulare
Lineage: Eukaryota; Fungi; Ascomycota; Eurotiomycetes; Eurotiales; Aspergillaceae
Exons: 2
Coding region: 1-621 (206 amino acids)
Source: RefSeq, a predicted model, not a curated record